AUGAAGCUCUCUCUUUUUCCAGAUUGUGACUUUGUAAUUGCUCUCCAAAGCUAACUCCAGCAUGCUCAAAAGGAAGCAGAGUUCCAGGGUGGAAGCCCAGCCAGUUACUGACUUUGGUCCUGAUGAGUCUCUCUCAGACAAUGCUGACAUACUCUGGAUUAACAAGCCAUGGGUCCACUCUCUGCUGCGCAUCUGUGCAAUCAUCAGUGUCAUCUCAGUUUGCAUGAAUACGCCUGUGACCUUCGAGCACUAUCCUCCUCUUCAGUAUGUGACCUUUACCUUGGAUACUUUAUUGAUGUUUCUCUACACGGCAGAGAUGAUAGCAAAAAUGCACAUCCGGGGUAUUGUCAAGGGAGAUAGUUCCUAUGUGAAAGAUCGCUGGUGUGUAUUUGAUGGAUUUAUGGUCUUUUGUCUUUGGGUUUCAUUGGUGUUACAGGUGUUUGAAAUUGCUGACAUAGUUGAUCAGAUGUCACCAUGGGGCAUGCUUAGGAUACCAAGGCCACUCAUUAUGAUCCGAGCAUUCCGUAUUUAUUUCCGAUUUGAACUGCCACGGACCAGAAUUACAAAUAUUUUAAAGCGAUCAGGAGAACAAAUAUGGAGUGUUUCAAUUUUCCUACUUUUCUUUCUACUUCUUUAUGGAAUUUUAGGAGUUCAGAUGUUUGGAACAUUUACCUAUCACUGUGUAGUGAAUGACACAAAACCAGGGAAUGUAACCUGGAAUAGUUUAGCUAUUCCAGAUACACACUGCUCACCUGAGCUAGAAGAAGGCUACCAGUGCCCCCCAGGAUUUAAAUGCAUGGACCUGGAAGACCUGGGACUUAGCAGGCAAGAGCUGGGCUACAGUGGCUUUAAUGAGAUAGGCACCAGUAUAUUCACUGUGUACGAGGCUGCCUCUCAAGAAGGGUGGGUGUUCCUCAUGUACAGAGCAAUUGACAGCUUUCCCCGCUGGCGGUCCUACUUCUACUUCAUCACUUUGAUUUUCUUCCUUGCCUGGCUCGUUAAGAAUGUGUUUAUUGCUGUCAUCAUUGAAACCUUUGCAGAAAUCAGAGUCCAGUUUCAACAAAUGUGGGGAUCGAGAAGUAGCACAACUUCCACAGCCACCACACAGAUGUUUCAUGAAGAUGCUGCUGGUGGUUGGCAGCUGGUAGCUGUGGAUGUCAACAAGCCCCAGGGACGCGCCCCAGCCUGCCUGCAGAAAAUGAUGAGGUCUUCAGUUUUCCACAUGUUCAUCUUGAGCAUGGUGACCGUGGAUGUGAUAGUUGCUGCCAGCAACUACUACAAGGGGGAGAACUUCAGAAGACAGUAUGACGAGUUCUACCUCGCAGAGGUGGCUUUUACCGUCCUUUUUGAUCUGGAAGCACUUCUGAAGAUAUGGUGCUUAGGAUUUACUGGAUAUAUUAGCUCAUCUCUCCACAAAUUUGAGCUACUGCUCGUCAUUGGAACUACUCUUCAUGUGUACCCAGAUCUUUAUCACUCUCAGUUCACAUACUUUCAGGUUCUUCGGGUAGUUCGGCUUAUUAAGAUUUCUCCAGCAUUAGAAGACUUUGUGUACAAGAUAUUUGGUCCUGGAAAGAAGCUUGGGAGUUUAGUUGUGUUCACCGCCAGCCUUCUGAUUGUCAUGUCAGCGAUCAGUUUACAGAUGUUCUGCUUUGUUGAAGAACUGGACAGAUUUACAACAUUUCCAAGGGCAUUUAUGUCCAUGUUCCAGAUCCUCACCCAGGAAGGAUGGGUAGACGUAAUGGACCAGACUCUGAACGCUGUAGGACAUAUGUGGGCGCCUGUGGUUGCCAUCUACUUCAUUCUGUACCACCUCUUUGCCACUCUGAUCCUCCUGAGUUUGUUUGUUGCUGUUAUUUUGGACAACUUAGAACUUGAUGAAGAUUUAAAGAAGCUUAAACAAUUGAAACAAAGUGAAGCAAAUGCAGACACCAAAGAAAAGCUUCCUUUGCGCCUGCGAAUCUUUGAAAAAUUUCCCAACAGACCACAAAUGGUGAAAAUCUCAAAACUUCCUUCUGAUUUUACAGUUCCUAAAAUCAGGGAGAGUUUUAUGAAGCAGUUUAUUGAUCGCCAGCAACAGGACACUUGCUGCCUCUUCAGAAUUCUCCCUUCAGCCUCUUCCUCAUCGUGUGAUCACUCCAAAAGGUCAGCCAUCGAAGACAACAAAUACAUUGAUCAAAAACUUCGCAAGUCUGUUUUCAGCAUCAGAGCAAGGAACCUUCUAGAAAAGGAGACAGCAGUCACAAAAAUUUUAAGAGCCUGCACCCGACAGCGCAUGCUGAGCGGAUCAUUCGAGGGGCAACCAGCAAAAGAGAGGUCGAUCCUGAGCGUGCAGCACCACAUCCGCCAGGAACGCAGGUCAUUAAGACAUGGAUCAAACAGCCAGAGGAUCAGCAGGGGGAAAUCUCUCGAAACUUUGACUCAAGAUCAUUCCAAUACAGUGAGAUACAGAAACGCACAAAGAGAAGACAGUGAAAUAAAAAUGAUUCAGGAAAAGAAGGAGCAAGCUGAGAUGAAAAGGAAAGUGCAGGAAGAGGAGCUGAGAGAGAACCACCCAUACUUUGACAAGCCACUCUUCAUUGUCGGCAGGGAGCACAGGUUCAGAAACUUCUGCCGGGUGGUGGUCCGAGCACGCUUCAAUGCAUCUAAAACAGACCCUGUCACAGGAGCCGUGAAAAAUACAAAGUACCAUCAACUUUAUGACUUGCUGGGAUUGGUCACCUACCUGGACUGGGUCAUGAUCAUCGUAACCAUCUGCUCUUGCAUUUCCAUGAUGUUCGAAUCUCCCUUUCGAAGAGUCAUGCAUGCACCUACUUUGCAGAUCGCCGAGUAUGUGUUUGUAAUAUUCAUGAGUAUUGAGCUUAAUCUGAAGAUUAUGGCAGAUGGCUUAUUUUUCACUCCAACUGCUGUCAUCAGGGACUUUGGUGGAGUAAUGGACAUAUUUAUUUACCUUGUGAGCUUGAUAUUUCUUUGUUGGAUGCCUCAAAAUGUGCCUGCUGAAUCCGGAGCUCAGCUCCUGAUGAUUCUUCGGUGCCUGAGACCUCUGCGAAUAUUCAAGCUGGUGCCCCAGAUGAGGAAAGUUGUUCGAGAACUUUUCAGCGGUUUCAAGGAAAUUUUUUUGGUCUCCAUUCUUUUGCUGACAUUAAUGCUUGUCUUUGCAAGCUUCGGAGUUCAGCUUUUUGCUGGAAAACUUGCCAAGUGCAAUGACCCCAACAUUAUCAGAAGG
This is a messenger RNA of Castor canadensis (American beaver), 3223 nucleotides long. The record is from RefSeq and is a predicted model, not a curated record. Lineage: Eukaryota; Metazoa; Chordata; Mammalia; Rodentia; Castoridae.